Centruroides sculpturatus (bark scorpion) is the source of this 2032-nucleotide messenger RNA. Its product is annotated as autophagy-related protein 13-like. Gene Ontology annotation, cellular component: phagophore assembly site; cytosol; Atg1/ULK1 kinase complex. The coding region runs from base 326 to 1723 and encodes 465 amino acids. Gene Ontology annotation, biological process: autophagosome assembly; mitophagy; piecemeal microautophagy of the nucleus. NCBI's taxonomy places the organism in Eukaryota, Metazoa, Arthropoda, Arachnida, Scorpiones, Buthidae. The transcript has 6 exons. The record is from RefSeq and is a predicted model, not a curated record.
AAGAAAAGUCGACGUUGUCAAAUGAAAUGAAAGUUUUGAUUGGGUAAUAUCGGACGAAAAUGGCUACCGUUUCGAUUGACAAUAUGCAGCAAUGUGUGCGCGGUCGUAACGGACAAGAUUUACAAAAAUCGGAUAUAAAAAUUACAAUGAGAAGUAAGUUAAUUCUAUACGAAAGCAAGUUUCAUCGAAUUAUUGCCUUAACUUGACUAUAUUUUUGAUAAUUUCGAACUAUAUGGUUUAAGUUUUAAGCCUAAACACGCCUGUCAUAACCCAACGGAAUAUGUUAUUAGAAUAUUAAGCAAUUGGAAGAUUAUAUUUUUUGAAAAUGUCUGCCGGAAUUAAAGUAUCCGUACAAGAUCGUAAGGAAGUGGAAAGGUUCAUACGUUUUAUUGUUUUGAAAACUGUUCAAGUCGUCGUACAAUCUCGCUUAGGAGAUAAAAUCAGAACUAAAUCUAAACCCCAUUCUUCAGGUUCCGAUUGGUUUAAUCUAUCCAUUACUGACUUACCAGAAAUUACAGCUGAAACUAAAAAAGCAAUGGCAGGUCGCAUUCCAACAAUAGGACUAAGCAUGUGUUGUGAAAUUUCUUUGAAAACCUCAGAUGGUGAUAGUAUGGUGCUAGAAACAUGGACAAUUGAUGUUGAUGGAAGGUUUGAUCCUCGUGGAAAAGCUUCCUAUGCUCUUUAUAGCCGUUUAAGUUUAUUAUUAAAAUCUGCUAUUGCCAUUGCUAGAGUUACCCCUGCCUAUAAAUUAUCUUCUCAACAGGGUCCUGAUUCUUAUGUAAUAUGUUAUCGAACAUAUAUGGGAGAGCCUCAGUAUCACAUGCUUGGUGAAGAUUAUCAAGAAACUAAAGUAGGACAAGUUAUAACUGCUCUUGGGGUUCUCAGUCUAGUUAUUGCUUACAGGACAAAAAUGACAAUUACUCCUCAAAAAGUAGAAAAAGAAAGUCCUUUUAUGGUAAAAAGUGAUUAUUUUAAAGUAGAUAUGAGUCCUAAAAAUUCUCAUCCAAUAGAGCAUAAUGGAAUUGGACUUCAUUCAGAAAGUUUGGAGAAAAACAAUAUACAUUAUGGACAUAUGAUAAAAUUUGAUAAAAUUAAGGAACAGAAGAAUGAACUACUAGUUAAAUUGCCACAAGCACCUGUUAUUGCUGAUAAGAAAGAAAAUGAUGAACAUGUUUUACAAAAUGGUAUAUGCAACGAUAGUCAUAUUCAAAACUUGGAAUGUCAAACUAAUAUGUGGGAAUCUAAGAAAGUUGGUGCUUUUGCAAGUUGUGAAAAAGAUACUGAUCCAAGUCUGCUUCCAGAUAUGUUAUUGCCAGAUACACCAUUUCUAGAUUUAUUAAAGCAUGAGUGUGACAAUAUUGUAAAUAAUGACCAGAAAUAUUCUGAUAAAAAUGCUAAUAUAGAGCAGAAUGAACUUAUUGACUGCAACAAAAAUCAGAAUGGUGAUGUGAUGAAUAAAUCAACUGGAAGUGAUGAUUCCAUAUCAGAUGAUUUUGUGAUGGUUGAACUGAGGCCACCAUUUGCAGAAUGCGACAGUAAUAGUGACUUGGGUGCCUUCUUUUAUGAAUGUCAGUGUGCUCCGCCUCUCGCUUCCUUUACCAAUCAGCCAACUUUGGAAGAACAAGUUACCGAAAUCAGCUGUCAAUUGGCAAAAUUUGAAACGAGCAGGCUCGAUUUUGACGAUUUUGUAGAUUCCUUAUGUCAAGUAGAUAGUCAAAAGUGAUUAUUACAAAGAACUUUGUUAUUUAUCACAUUUUUCACUGUCAUAUUAUCAUAACCAUUGUCACGGUCGUUAUUAUUAUUAAAUAAGAACUGUCUAAUAGAACAGUUGCAGUGUCUUCAGAUCUUUAAUAAUCUAUUAACUGAAAAUCCUCAAAUACACCUGUAAAAAAUUACUAUAGAGGAAAGCUUUAGAUAUAAUCUAGUAUGGAUUGUUCUUAAUGAAUAUGAAUUUACAUUUCAAAUUUAUAAAAAUGCUAGUCUCUAAAAUAAUAUACCAGAAUAAUUAAAAUAAUAAUAAAUACUAUAAAUA